Molecule: messenger RNA, 414 nt
Organism: Rotaria sp. Silwood2
Lineage: Eukaryota; Metazoa; Rotifera; Eurotatoria; Philodinida; Philodinidae
Source: the annotation of a GenBank genome assembly
AUGAUAAAUAUCGCAAAUAUCGCUAAACGUGCACUCGAUGAAGUAUUAUCAAAAGACAUCGCUCGGAUAACGAACUUGACAGAGGAGGAAACUUCAAUCGCUGAUCAAAUACUGAAUCUGUUGAACGACAUUUGUACAAGCGACAGUUAUGAAAUUGAUGAUGAUACUACUCUGGAGCUCGUCGACAAUAUUGAUAUCAAUAAUACUGAUAUCGACUUUACGCCUGAAGAUAAUAGUAGCGACUCCAGUUUCGAAUUUACUGCAUUUACGUUGGACUGUAUGAGAAAAGUUGUAGAUUUUGCUCGGCCGGGUAUCGCAUUUACAACAGUACAACAUGAAUUUCCACGUGUAAAAUAUCCAAUGCAAUUAGCACAAUUUCGAGAAUAUGUGCAAAACGAUGAAAAUCGUCGAUAA